Molecule: messenger RNA, 1002 nt
Organism: Miscanthus lutarioriparius
Lineage: Eukaryota; Viridiplantae; Streptophyta; Magnoliopsida; Poales; Poaceae
Source: the annotation of a GenBank genome assembly
AUGGUUCAAUUGGAAAAUCUCCUAGACACACAACCAGAGUUAGCACAAAAUAGUGAGGGCAGAGUUGCAAGGGAAGGUGAUGCAUUACAUCAGUUGUUGGGAGAAGAAAAAGCUGGACAAGUGCACGGCAUGGGAUUGCUUCCGGUUCCUAAACAAGUUUAUGGUCGAAAAACACACCAUUUUAAGGACAUUAAUAUAGUUUCACUAGAUGGCUCAUCAUCUGAUGUAGAGGUUCACAUGUUGGAGGAAAUAAGGCAACUCAAAGAGCAUUCUAGAAUGCAAGACAAAGUUAUCGAAGAACUAAAAAACAAUCAGAGGCACAAUGAGAACCAAGAAGCAACAAUGAGAAAUUGUGCUAGGAGUGAUCACAAUAAUUCUCAGAAUCAAGUACUGAAUUCUAAAAGAAAGAGAGCCCAGUGUGGUGCACCCAACCAGAAUGAGGGAUUCCUCAAACAUAGGGAUGAAUUGAAUAAAGAAACAUGUGAGUUUGAAUUUAGUGAUGAUGACAAUGUACUUUUAUCUGGAGAAAAGUGCCAAAGUGAUAAUAAUGACAAGGAAGUAGAAGAAGCAGAAGCACAGGCAAUAUUUGAACGACACCUCCAUAAUGAUUUUGCACCAACAGAGGGACACCACGGAGGGCUUGUAGAUACUAGAACCAUUGCACACCAGGAGGUGGCUCAUGACAAGGCUACAAGCUAUAGGCGCCAAACACCUAAACGACUUUCUCUAAUGAAGGUUGGGUCCACAGUGCUACUAAUGACUUCAAAAUAUCCUAAUAAGGCUAAUGUGGCAUAUGCAACUCUCUUGAGCACUAAUCCAGAAGCCCUUGUUGGUGGAGUUAAGAUAGGAAGUCAAUUCUACAAAGUGCGUAUCAAUCAUCCUAUAACAAAAGAUGAGCCAUUAGUGAGGCCUAUGCUUGGGUGCGACAAUAUUGGUGAUGCUCAUGCCAAAGGAGUCCAAAUUGCUUGGCCUUCGAUGUUUGUUCAAAUGAUUAAUGGUUGA